Messenger RNA from Racocetra persica, 696 nucleotides. Lineage: Eukaryota; Fungi; Glomeromycota; Glomeromycetes; Diversisporales; Gigasporaceae. The record is from the annotation of a GenBank genome assembly.
AUGACGUUAAAAUAUCUUACUCAACAACUUGCAAAAACUAUCGAUGAAGAAUUGAUGUCACAAGCUGGUGGUUUUUCUAUAGACCAGCUUAUGGAACUUGCUGGUUUAAGUGUUGCUCAAGCAAUUGCCAAAGUAUAUGAUAAUUUAAAAUAUCCACGUGUUUUAAUUUGUUGUGGUCCAGGAAAUAAUGGAGGAGAUGGUCUUGUUGCUGCGCGUCAUCUUUUUCAUUUUGGAUAUAAACCAAAUAUUUUUUACCCAAAACAAACCAAGAAUGAAUUAUAUCAGCGAUUGAUAGUUCAAUGUGAUAAUCUCAAUAUUCCGUUCACAAAUAAUUUGUCUAACCAACUUAAGCAAAGUGAUCUAGUAAUAGACGCUAUAUUUGGAUUUAGCUUCAGUGGUGAAAUAAGAGCACCUUUUGAUCAAGUUAUUCAGAUGCUAAAAGAAACAAAACUACCAAUUGCUUCAAUUGAUAUACCGUCUGCAUGGGAUGUUGAGAAGGGCAAUAUUAAUGGUCGUGGUUUUACGCCAGCGAUUUUGAUUUCUUUAACAUCUCCGAAACUCUGUGCAAAACAGUACAAUGGGAUACAUUUUCUUGGUGGCCGAAACUUAGAGAAAAAAUAUGACCUUCAGCUCCCUUUAUAUCCCGGUACUGAUCAAGUAAUAGAUAUUACCAAUGUGUCGGGUGAAAAAUUAUAA